AUGACAAGCACCCAGCUUUGCACCAAGAGAGAUGGUAAUAGAGGAGCAUGGACAGCUGAAGAGGACCAAAAGCUGGCUCGAGUCAUUGAAAUCCAAGGUCCAAAGAGGUGGAAGAUAGUUGCAGCUAAAGCAGGUCUAAAUCGAUGUGGGAAGAGUUGCAGGCUGAGAUGGAUGAAUUAUCUUAGACCCAAUAUUAAAAGGGGCAAUAUAUCUGACCAAGAAGAGGAUUUAAUACUUAGACUUCAUAAACUCCUAGGAAACAGGUGGUCUUUGAUUGCUGGAAGACUACCGGGUCGAACUGAUAAUGAGAUUAAGAAUUACUGGAAUUCUCGUUUGAGUAAGAAAAUAAAGCAAAAGGAGAAACAAAACAAAAUUCUCAGAGUGCAAAUUGAUCAUCAAAACAAUGGAAAGAGGAUGGGCAAUAUACUCAAUAGAUGGGAAGAGGGUACCUCCAAGGGAAAUCAUGAGAACUCAAAAGCUAGUUUCAAUGGAGAUGACUUCUUUAAUAGCUCUAGGGAGGAGGAUCAGGGGCCUUCAGAUCUAGAGUGGAUGAGCAAAUUACUUGAAAUGGACGCAAGUUGGUUUAAGUUUUUACAUGAUAUAUGAAUUGAUCUAUUCAUGUAUAUUUAA
Molecule: messenger RNA, 630 nt
Organism: Juglans regia (Persian walnut)
Lineage: Eukaryota; Viridiplantae; Streptophyta; Magnoliopsida; Fagales; Juglandaceae
Product: transcription factor MYB4-like
Exons: 3
Coding region: 1-606 (201 amino acids)
Source: RefSeq, a predicted model, not a curated record